Acanthosepion pharaonis is the source of this 3201-nucleotide messenger RNA. NCBI's taxonomy places the organism in Eukaryota, Metazoa, Mollusca, Cephalopoda, Sepiida, Sepiidae. The record is from the annotation of a GenBank genome assembly.
AUGACUAUUGAAGAAGAAAUUUGUGAAGAACAGAAGACAUCUCCUGUAGCAGGACUUGCUAGUGUGUCACGUGUAAAUCGUCAACUUCGACUGAAAACCAAUCGGAAGGGUAGUGUUGUCAGUGUUGUUCGAGAAUUGUACUUAAGAAAUGAUGUGCCCUGUAGGAGUUCCCUUUGUUCAAGUUCCUGUGAUUUAAACAGAGAUAAAGAUACAUUACUUCCAAUUGAUGUAUCACAUUAUGUUAUUCCCGACUGUCAAAUUGCCAGGGAUUACAUGGAAAUUUGGGAAAUGCCUGAUAUCCGAGGAAUCAUCUUUCCGCAAACUGUAUACAAUAGUGUACAAUAUGAAGGUACAAAUCGUCAAAUGAAACGUCUCAAAAAUCUUCUAGGGGAUCCUCGAAAAGGUUCUAUAUUAUUCUAUAAUGAGUUUCAUCAAUCUGUUUACUGUGAACGGCAACCUGGAGAAGAAGCUUCUAAAUGGCAAACAAGAUGUUGUUAUCAGGUUGCUAAAUGGUUCUACCAUCAUCUAGAAGGGCAAAAACCAAUUAUAAUGGUUACUCAUGAUCUUACAAUGGUUGAAGAAUUGGGCUACAAAACUCUCAAUGUGUUUGUUUUAACAAUGGAAGAUUAUUUGGAGAGCUUUUGGCAAGAUAUUCCUGGUACUAUGGAUUUAUUUGAGUCUCUUAAAGCAUCCCUUGAUGUCAAGCAGAAAGGUACUGAGUAUUUGGGUUAUUUACCUACUGAUGUGCUGGAAGCUGGAAUUAAAUCAGGGCGGUUGAUCAAAGGAUUCCUUAAUGUAAACAAAUAUGAUGCCCAAAGAGAAGCAUUUCUUCAAAGAAGUGGUUCAUCAGAGACAAAACAUGAUGAUUCAGACAUCCUGAUUCAUGGAAUGGCACACCGUAAUAGAGCCAUUCAUGGGGAUAUUGUUGUUGUGGAGCUGUUGCCACAGUCUGAAUGGCGUGGUCAAUCCUUGAACUUAAAAGAUAACAACGAUGGUGCUGAAGAAGAAGAACCUGAUACGUCAUCUGUAAUGCCUAAUGGUAAAGUGGUUGGCAUUUUGCAGCGCAACUGCUUGGAUUAUGCAGCAUCUUUAGCUUCAGAAGAAAAUAAUGAAGUAGAAAGUCAGAAAAGUCUACGCAGAGCUGACCGUGUGUUGGUGAUACCCUGGGAUUAUCGCAUACCAAAGAUUCGGAUUUGUACACGUCAGAUAGACACUCUUAAAGACCAAAGGUUUGUGGUAAGAAUUGAUUCAUGGGAGUUGGGUUCCCAAUAUCCCAACGGACACUUUGUUCGCACACUGGGUGCAGUUGGUGAUCCAGAAACGGAAAUUGCUACUGUUUUGGUUGAAAACAACAUCAUUGUAGGAAAUUUUUCAGACAUGCAGUUACAAGAAUUACCAAAAGUAAAACCAGAUCAUCCAUGGUGUGUUCCCGAGGAAGAAAUUUCUAAAAGGAGAGACUUACGAGAGAGCCAUCUUGUAUUCAGUAUUGAUCCUAAAGGUUGUGAAGAUGUUGAUGACACAUUAUCUGUCAAAUAUUUAUCAAAUGGUAAUAUUGAAUUGGGAGUGCACAUUGCAGAUGUUACAUAUUUUGUAAAGGAAAGAUCUUUAACUGACCUUGAAGCGAAGACACGAGCCAGCACAGUCUACCUUGCAGAUAGACGAUAUGACAUGUUACCUUCAGUACUAAGCUCUAAUCUCUGCUCUCUAAUUAGUGGAGCGGACAGGUGUGCUGUUAGUGUUAUUUGGGAGAUGGAUUCUGACUUUAAUGUACUUGAUGUCUGGUAUGGACGUACUCUUAUUAAAUCACGUUAUAAACUUUUCUAUGAGAUGGCACAGGCCAUAUUUGAUGGUAAAAUGGAAGAAGAAAUAAUUGCUGAGAUUCCUGAAUUAACUGAAAUAGAAGACCAAAAAUUAGCACACAAGCGUGUAGUGGAGCUACGCGAAGCCAUAUGUACUCUGAUGCAGAUUUCCCGUACUCUAAAGGCCAACAGGAAGCAACGUGGUGCCCUAGAACUUGAUGGCAUGGAAACUAGAGCUCUUAUAAACCAGGAUAAAAACAUUGAUGAUAUUAUUCUCAGUGAACAUCUGGAAAUCCAUGAUACAGUUGCAGAGUGUAUGAUUUUGGCCAAUCAUUGGGUAGCCCGAAAAAUUUCUUCAUCUUUUCCUAACCAUUCAUUGUUACGUCACCAUCCUCUACCUAGACAGGAAUUCUUUGACAACUUGGUGGCUUGUGCGAGUUCUCAGGGAUUUACUAUUGAUACAAGUUCGAGUAAAGCUUUAGCUGAUUCUCUUGACAAAUGUGUAGAUGCCAAUGAUGUUUUCAUGAACAGACUUCUUCGAAUGAUGGCAGUACAAGCCAUGUCACAAGCUGCUUACUUCUCUACAGGAUCAAUCAACAGAGACCAAUUUUUUCAUUAUGGACUUGCUCUUGAUGUCUACACACACUUCACUUCACCCAUUCGGAGAUAUGCUGAUAUUCUUGUCCAUCGUCAAUUGUUGGCUGCAAUCGGCACUAAAGAUGAUGGUGGUUUGACAUUAUUGAAUAAUCAGGAACUACAAGAUCUUUGUGAUCAUAUGAAUCAAAAACAUCGAGCAGCACAAAAUGCCCAACGAGAUUCCCAAGAAAUGUUCCAGGCUUUCUUCUUUCGAGAUCGUUCUGCAGACAGUGAUAUUUUUGUGGCUGAUGCUAUUGUUGUUCAACUGAGAGCCAAUGGUGUUGUGGUUUUCUUACCCAGGUAUGGUUUGAAGGCUCCUGUCUAUGUAAAGAACAAAGAAGGCAAAGUGUUACACAUUCCUGCAGGCAAAGAGGUGGCAGAAUGGACACAUGGUGCAGUGACCAGAGGUGAAAAUCAUGUCACUGUGAUCAGCAGGAUAGGAAAGCAACUUUGUUUUACUUUAUUUCAACAUAUAACAGUGAAAAUAUCAUUGGAACCUGUUUUUGCACACAAACCAAAUGUCAGAUUAGAACUUGUGUCUAACAAGUCAUUGCUGCAUUUUGUGAAUGCAGAGUCAAGCAGACCAAAAUCACCACCCAAAGAUUUAUUUAAGGCUGAGACAUCUAAUAUUGUUGAGAAUUCAAAAGAUGCAGACUCUGAAAAUUCUCUUCAAAAAUUAUCAAAGGAAUAUGGACAGUCAACUGUUGAAAACAGUUUGUAUCACAUAUUCGAGUCUUUCCAAGAAAUGGGUUUAAUGCCUGCCUGA